AUGUCUUCUGCUUCCUUGCUCACGCAAAAAGCCUCCUCGGCCACGUUCGGUGGUCUCAUCAAGGGCCAACGAAAGAUCUCAUCUUUGCGAUCUUCGUCCAAAAAGACCAUCACGAAAGCGGCGGUGUCGGUGCCGACGACGCUUAAAACCGGCGUGGUGACUGGCGCAGAUUUCAUCGACGUGAUGAACCACGCGAGACACCACGGGUACGCCAUCCCUGCGGUGAACUGCACCAUGUCUUCGGUGACGAACGCGUGCUUGGAAGCGGCGAAAGUGGCCAACGCGCCGAUGAUUAUUCAAUUCAGUCACGGCGGGGGCUUGAACUUUGCCGGGAAAGGGUUGUCGAACGAGGACCAAAAAGCAGCCGUGACUGGGUGCGUGGCGGAAGCGUUGCGAGUUCGCGAGUUGGCGAAACUUUACGGCGUUCCGGUGAUUUUACACACCGAUCACUGCGCGAAGAACUUAUUGGGGUGGUUCGACGGCUUGUUGGAAGCGAACGAGAAGUAUUUCAAAGAACACGGAGAGCCGUUGUUUACCAGCCACAUGUUGGACUUGUCCGAAGAACCGAUCGAGGAGAACUUGGAGAUUUGCCAAAAGUACUUGAAGAGAAUGAAGGCGAUCAACUGCUUUUUGGAGAUGGAGAUUGGGAUCACCGGCGGCGAGGAAGACGGCGUCGAUAACAGCGACGUCGCGCCGGAAGAUUUGUACUCCAAGCCGGAAGAGAUUCACGACGUGUACAAGGCUUUGCAACCGAUUGCGCCGGACUUUUACUCGAUUGCCGCGGCGUUCGGUAACGUCCACGGUGUCUACGCGCCGGGUAACGUCAAGUUGACGCCGACCAUUUUGGGCAACGCGCAAAAGUACAUCAUCGAAAAGGAAGGCAUCACCGGCCAAGAAAAACCGGUGUACUUUGUCUUCCACGGCGGGUCUGGCUCGUCUAGAGCGGAAAUCCGUGAGGCUAUUUCCUACGGUGUCAUCAAGAUGAACAUCGACACGGACACCCAGUGGUCCAUGUGGGAAGGCGUUCGCGAUUACGAGGCGAAGAACAACGGGUACUUGCAAACGCAAAUCGGUAACCCGGAAGGCGCGGACAAGCCGAACAAGAAGUUUUACGAUCCGAGAGCGUGGAUGCGCUCCGCGGAGUUGGCCACGGUGAAGAGAUUACAAGGCGCGUACGAGGAUUUGAACGCGAUUGGCGCGUGCGCCAAGUAA
Molecule: messenger RNA, 1212 nt
Organism: Bathycoccus prasinos
Lineage: Eukaryota; Viridiplantae; Chlorophyta; Mamiellophyceae; Mamiellales; Bathycoccaceae
Product: fructose-bisphosphate aldolase
Exons: 1
Coding region: 1-1212 (403 amino acids)
Biological process (GO): glycolytic process; gluconeogenesis
Cellular component (GO): cytosol
Molecular function (GO): fructose-bisphosphate aldolase activity; zinc ion binding
Source: RefSeq, a predicted model, not a curated record